AUGAAUUGGUUCCAUGAGGAUUUGCCGCUUCUGGUUAUUGAUAGCGCAUAUGGGGCAGGUAAAUCACUUUGUACUGCACUAAUGGCAGUAGAGGCCGUCAAAAAGGGUAAAACGGUGCUUAUCGCAGCAGUACAGAAAUCAGCAUUGGACGUAAUCUGCUCAAAAUUAGCGCAGAUGGAUACACCCGACAUCCAUCCUGAGCGGUAUGUAAACGAAAUGCUAGCACGCGAUACCCUUCGUACCGGCCCCUACGACAUUGCCUCGUUUAUGGAACGGCUACCCGUAACGCAUAGCGAUCACAUGGGUCCGACCGCAGCUGCGAUGUUUCGCGCCUUUGCAGAUAAGCGUCGCCUCCUCGAAUUUCUCUUCACGGGCGUGGACCAGAAUCUCAUGGCUUCAGAACAUAAAACUCUCCUGAUGUUCGAAGAGGCUAACUCCAAGCGCGUUAAAGCCCUCACCUCCAAGUUCCUUGAAAUCUAUCUAUCCAACAUCUUCAUAUGUACUAUCGCCUCGGCAACUAACCUUACGACCAAGGAAGGGUGCCGCCCAUCUAGGCAAUGGGACACGUCCUCCUCGAUGAAGCAUCCAUGA
This is a messenger RNA of Haemonchus placei, 591 nucleotides long. Lineage: Eukaryota; Metazoa; Nematoda; Chromadorea; Rhabditida; Trichostrongylidae. The record is from the annotation of a GenBank genome assembly.